This is a messenger RNA of Lethenteron reissneri (Far Eastern brook lamprey), 6838 nucleotides long. RefSeq names its product netrin receptor UNC5C-like. Gene Ontology annotation, cellular component: membrane. Gene Ontology annotation, molecular function: protein binding; netrin receptor activity. Lineage: Eukaryota; Metazoa; Chordata; Hyperoartia; Petromyzontiformes; Petromyzontidae. The record is from RefSeq and is a predicted model, not a curated record. Gene Ontology annotation, biological process: axon guidance; netrin-activated signaling pathway.
AGCGCACGCACACACGCGCCACCCUCUCUCGCUCUCUGGCAUCAUCGUUUAUACUUCGCUCUCGCUGCGCUCCUCACUCUCGGCACGCGUGCCGGGCGGCGUGCGUGCCGGGCGUCGGGUCCGCUCUUUCCUUGACCCCUGUGUUGACAGUGGCCGGAAAGUAGCACAGACGAGAGAGGCAGGCACGGAGGGCAUACAGGCAGCUGGUGCUUGCUUAGUGCCAACUGAUGGUGGCAACAGCAGCAAGCAGCAUCAGAUGGCGUGGGCUUGAAAAAUAAAUAGGCAUUUGUUUUAACGGGCGUGGCUUCUUUAAAACCUCAAAACCUGAAAGUAUCAUUAUCAUUCGAGGCAAAUAUCAUUCAACGACCACCAACCCACCACCAUCAUCAUCGUCAAUACGUUAAUUGACCACAGUCAUUAUUGCCGUCUGCAUCAAUAAAAUCGUUAUAACAAAUGUUAGAUGCAUCCGAGCGUACGUUCAGCGUUGAGACUGCCAGUUGCGGUCGCACGCUGUUGCGAGGUUGGUGUCCAACCACGCCGCACGGAGCCUAAGCUACGCAGGGAACAGAAACGCAGAUAAAUAGAAAGGGGACAUUGAGGAGGAGAGCUCAGAGGGAAGAGGAAUGUGGCUGCUCUGAGCGCCGCUGUAGUGAUGGCUCACCUUCGGACUCGAUGCUGUGGCGGUGUUGCGGGCAGGUGUCUGCAUUGCUCCGUGCGGCUGCUGCUGCUGGUACUGGUGGUGUGCUCACUGUGUGUCAGCCACAUCGCCCAAGCUGCAGAGGGUGCUGCAGGAGGGACUGGUCCGGCAUCGGAUGCCUCUCGGCCCUCGGCUCUGGCGGAGCCCCUGCCCCACUUCCUCCAGGAGUUGGAGGACGCCUACAUCGUGCGCAACAAGCCGGUCACCAUGAGCUGUGCCGCCUCGCCCGCCACCCAGAUCUACUUCAAGUGCAACGCUGAGUGGGUGUCCCAGCAGGCACAUCACGUUCAACAGCGCACGGAUCAAGGGACAGGACGAUCGGUGCGGGAGGUUCAGACGGACGUGUCCCGGCAGCAGGUGGAGGUGUACUACGGGCCGGAGCCUUAUUGGUGUCAGUGCGUCGCCUGGAGCGCUGCCGGCACUAGCAAGAGCCGCAAGGCUUACGUCCGCAUAGCAUAUCUGCACAAGAACUUUGAGAUGGAGCCGCAGGGGAAGGAAGAGCCCCAAGGGCAAAAGAUUCAACUGCAUUGUCGUCCUCCUGAUGCGGUCCCUCCUGCCGAGGUUGAAUGGCUUAAGAAUGAGAUGCUCAUCGACCCGGAGGAGGACUCGAACUUCCACAUCACGGCGGACCACAAUCUGAUCAUUAAGCAGGCGCGGCUGUCAGACAGCGCCAACUACACGUGCGUGGCCAAGAACCUCGUGGCCAAGCGCCGGAGCUCCACCGCUACUGUCACCGUGUACGUGGAAGGGGGGUGGUCCCUGUGGAAUGAGUGGGCGCCCUGUAACAGCAAGUGUGGCCGCGGCAUCCAGAAGAGAAUCCGAACCUGCACCAACCCGGCCCCUCUCAACGGAGGGCCCUUCUGUGAUGGGCAGUCAUCAGAGAACACGCCCUGCACAUCAGCGUGUCCUGUGGAUGGCGGCUGGGUGGAGUGGAGCAAGUGGUCGACCUGUGGUCCCGACUGCACCCACUGGAGGAGCCGGGAGUGCUCCAAUCCGGCCCCCGUCAACGGAGGCAAGGAUUGCCACGGCUCUCCACUGCAGUCCCAGAACUGCUCCGACGCUCUCUGCAUACAGACGUCAGAGACUGGAGAUGAGCUGGCCCUGUAUGGUGGUGUGGCUGUCGCCCUGGUCGUAUCAGUGGGCAUUGUUCUGGCUGCCUCAGUCGCGCUUUAUCGUCGACGGCGACAAAACUACGAGGCCGAUAUCAUCAACUCCAACUCGGAUUUGUACGGGGGCUUUGCGCCUGCUGGUCAAAAGGCCGUGCGACACGAUAACACAAUGCAGAGGAUGGCUAUGCAUUCUGAUCUGACAGCUAGAAGCAGCUCAUUCAAUGGGCCAGUUUACCCACAAUGUGACAUGACGCAGAAGAUAUCCAUGACGCAUUUCCAGCUGCUGGAGCCGCUGCCUGGUUUAAAGAUCAAGGUCUGCAGCUCUCCCACUGUGUCAUCUGCUGACGUGUCCAGAGAAAACGGGGCCAGGUUGUCAUCGAGAAGUUUGGCCCUCGACGGAGACUCGGCGAGCCUGAUCGGAUUUUAUGGGAGCAUGUUGUCACCAAGGAAGUCAGACAUGGAUGUAAACUUAGACAGUGCGACAGGAGACUACAGAUCUGUGCUGUCGUACAAGAGGUUGGGUAUUGAAGCAGGUGCAGCUAACCAAACGACGAGACUGUCCACAGAGAAUAACAUCAAACUAGAAUUGGAAACGGACACAUCUGACUCCUGUGUGUCGGAGAGAAGGAGGUCUCAGAAUUGUGCUCCUCUGUCCCAAGACAAGGGAACGAGUGUCUAUGCCACGUUUGGAUGUCUGGGAGGGCGGCUUCUUAUUCCGAGCUCAGGAGUGGGCUUACUGGUGCCACCAGGGGCAAUACCCCAUGGUCAUUUCUACCAGAUGUACCUCACGGUCCACAGGGGAGAAGACAGCGGGCCAGUGCUGGAGGGUAGCCAGACCCUGCUGAGCCCCGUGGUGUCAUGCGGGCCCCCCAGCAUCCCCCUCCUCUCCCCCGUCAUCCUCUCCCUCCGCCACUGCGCCGAGCUCAGCCCGGAGGACUGGGCCCUCAGCCUCAAGCGACAGCUCAGCUCUGGGCACUGGGAGGAGGUGCUGAGGCUGGGCGAGGAGCCUGCACGGCCGCCGUGCUGCCACUGGCAGCUGGAGGAGCGGGUGUGCCACGUGCUCACAGAGACACCGGGCACGUACGCCGUGCUGGGGGAGGCGCUCGGCCCGGCGGCCGUCAAGCGGCUGAGGCUGGCGGCGUUCGCGCCCAGCGUGUGCCCCUCCCUGGAGUACAGCCUGCGCCUCUACUGCCUCAACGACGACACCGAGUCCCUCACGGAAGUGGUAGAGCUGGAGAAGCGACUGGGAGGCCACAUGGUUGGAGAGCCAUCAACACUGCACUUCAAAGCCAACUCGGGCCACCUUCAGCUUUCAAUGCAUGCCGUCCCAGACACUCUUUGGACGAACAAUGCACACAGCAAGUUGCAGGAGAUCCCCUUCUGGCACGUGUGGCCGGGCUGCCAGCGGCUGCUGCACUGCACCUUCACCCUGGAGAGGGCCGGCCCGAGCAGCACCGAGUUCUCCUGCAAGCUCUGUGUGCAGCAGCUGGAGGGCGAGGGCCAGGUGCUGCAGCUGCGCACCACCCUGCUCAACGAACCCUUAGAUGGAGACCGAUCAUCUCCCGAGAUCAUCUCUGCCGGCUCGGCCCUCGUGGGUCCCCAGGCUUUCAAGCUGCCCUACUCCAUCCGCCAGAAGCUGUGCAGCAGCCUGGACUCCCCCAACCCCCGUGGCAACGACUGGAGGCUCCUGGCGCACAGGCUGGGGGUCCAGAGGUGCCUGGAGUAUUUCGAGACGAGAGGGAGCCCCACGGGUGUGGUGCUGGACCUGUGGGAGGCCCAGCACGAGGAGGAUGGGGAUCUGGACUCGCUGGCCAGCGUGCUGGAGGAGAUGGGCCGCCGGGAGGCCCCACACCCUGCCCUGGCCCACGCCUGAGCGCAAAAUCUGUUUCGUCCCAUCCAUUGGAGUUAGGAAGUCCAUCGUCAGCAGCAGUAUUCGUUCCUCAAAAGAUUUGAGAAUCUGCUCAUGUGGUCCCAUUGCAUUGGUGCUCGACAGUGCCCUGCUCAAAUCCUUUUAAAGGCAAAUAAGAUGGUGUUGCUCUUAAGCUGUUAACAUAAUUCACAAAAAACAUCAGAAAAUCCUGGUGCUUUUUGUGUUCGUGUUUUUGCAUUUGAAUUCCACUAAAUAUUAUUAGAAUAUGUUUUGCAUUUCAUACCCAUAUGAAAAAAUUCGUUUUGAUCAUGAAAUCCAAUAUUUUUUAGACAUUGGCAUUUUAAAGACCUGAAAUGUGGGUCUUUAUUUAAUUGGGGCAUUUUGUUGAUCUUUUAAAUUGUCUGCACCAGUGCCUGGAACUAUCAAAUACUCUAAGUUGUCUUGCUACAUCUUUUGGGUUUCAGCAGGGGAUGCCCUCAUUUUGAAAUCACGAAUCCUGUUUUUUCGUUCAGGUACCAGAGAUGUAAGACACAAAGUCCCAUUUUUUUUUUACUCAGGGCAGUUAGGGUUUCCUGAGAGCCUUGUUUUUUUAUCACUUGUGUGAAGAGCACUAACAAUGGCCAAAAUCAAUCAGGGGAGAGUGGAAAAGGAGUAGGAGACUCGGAGUUGGUGAAGUGAGGAUAUCCAUUUAAUGGGAGGGGGCAUGAAGGCAAUGCCAAUAGGAACAUUUGAAAGAGAGAUUAUGAAAGUGGGGCAAGAGGUUUUUUUUACAGGGUAGGAGACAUUGCCAAAUUUGACGUGUAAAAUUUACUUAGAGCUAAGUCGAUCCUCUCUCCGUUUGGUUUAGAGCUUUGAAAUCGAAUACAUCUACAUCUUGAAUGUGAGAAUGGCAAAUUGGGUUGAAUAAACGUAUCCCUUGUUGCCGCUCUCACGUUCAUAGGCCUCCUCUUGGUGUCUUGCCUUUAGUAACUUAGAGGUGACUGCCUUUCAAGUGAACAGUGUCUUUACUGCAUUGAGAGUGAUGCUAAGGUGUCAUGGGGACAAGUCCCUGUGACUUUUGCAAGGAAAACAUUGUGUGUCCAUCCAGCCUGCAACAAGGGGACGCCUUGGUUUAGUGUAACCUCAGAACAAAAUAAAACUCUCUUUUCUAUUGCAGCUCUUGGGCAAUUCCUAUGGAGCAUUUACAUUUUGUGCAAGGGUAACACAGAGGACCCAAGCCUCCUCUUGCCGUUCACACCAAUGUAUUCUCAAAAUCGAACUGCAGUUUCUGUGCACAUGCUGCAGGUUACUCAUAGCCAACUUAAACAAAGGACAUGUGUUUUUGGUCCACUGAAUGCACCAUUGAAACAACCAUGUGUAUGUCUGGACUGGUGAGAUAAAGAGUAUAGCUUUGUAAACUAUAAAAUGUUAAAUUAUUGCUGUUUUUAUUCAACAAUUGUAACGCUGUGUAUCAGAAGACCACUAAAUCAAGCUGCGGUACGGUGCAGUAAUAUAUGUCCUGUGUGUGGUGUCACCUAUUGUAUAUGGCAGUGUCGAAGCUCAUGUUAAUUAUUUGCCUGUGGGAACUUGAUGUUGCUAUGAAUUACCUUCUGCAGACUAAUAAUUAAACUAUCGUUUGUGCAUUCACAUAUGGUUCCAUGACAUAAGUAUGACUUAAUCUUGUAGGGGGAAAACUGCCAAUGUUUUAUUCAGAAAAAAAUUAAGCCUGUGGUUUUAAUUACUGUCAAGUUUCAAAUAAGUGUUUGCAUUGAAUUGAUGCACGGUUAAGAAGUCGUCUUAAUUGAAAAAUAUGGUAAUGUAUUCUGCUUGCACACCUUCUGUGCUGGCCUUCACGCUUGCUGGCUACAUGGACUUGCUAUCGCUUUCUCUGCUCGCUCUCUUUGGUGGAGAUAAAACAUGUGCUUUCCUACCUGUUUUUUCGCCUAUUUUUCUUGGCAAAAUCAAUGGCUUGGCUUUGAGCAGUGAAUAGGAAAACCUAAAUGGUACUAAAGCUUGAGCACGACAGACUUUUAUUCAGUAGCUCAAUUUCUAAUAGAGUGACGGAGUAGUGGAAUAAAUUAACAGAGCAGUCUGACAACAAACGUGUGAAGGGGAUGACCCAGUGAUUUGAAUGCUGAAUAUUCUUCUUACGUGCCUCAUGUAGUCGCAGAAUGUUUAACAAUAAUUGAACAGAGCAAGUCUGUAUGUCAAUUAUGCAGAGACAGAACAAAUGAUGACUCUUGAUUGAAAAUAAUAUGCCACCACAAUAGGUUAGCUCUAACCCAUCUAUUUAUAUUUAUACCACAAUGUUUAUUUCAGUACAUGUGGGUCUUUUCACCCUCGAUAUCAUGUAAAGGUAUGUUGAGAUGUCCGUUAAAUUCACGAGUUUUAACUCGUUACAACCAAGCACCAUGAAAUAUUGUGCUUUAUUUUACAUUAACAAUUGCUCACAAUUGUGAUUUAAGAUAGUUAAUUUGUUUCCAUCUCAUAUAUCUGGCUCUUGCCAGCGUUGCACUCCCAUGAAAAUUAUAUAUAGCCUGUAAAGAAUGUACCAACAAAAACGAGUGAUUUUUACAAUAUAAAUGAUGUUACAUUUAAUUAUUAAACAUGCUUUUAAAGUUAACGAUUUUGUUACAUUUAUUUAGGUUAAAUAUGGGUGACAUAGGGCAUUGUAGAUACGAUAAGGUCUUGUUUUGAUGUUAUUGAUGUUAUAAUUUGUUUGUUGGUGUUUUAGAAUUAGGUUGUUUGAACUGGCCUUGAACAUUGUCUUGUUAGCCUAGUUGUUACUUUAAUCUUAAUGGUAUUAAAAAUAUAUAUUAUUUGCCCUUGUUUUUGGAAUUACUUUUAGACAUUUUGAUAUGAUGAUGUUAAAAAUUACAAUGAUUCAACCAUAGUGUAUGUUGGUACAUUAUUGAGAAUACACCAAUGUUUCUUCAUUGACUUUGCAUAAAAACUACAAGUGUAAAAUUGAUUGUAAAAAAAUGCUAAAAUAUAUACAUAUAAUUUACAAUUUCAAAUAUUUACAUAUGAUAAAAAAAUGGACUAUAGCAUAUUUUAUAGAGAACAAAAACAACAUCAAAUUAAAUUUGCAGAGCUAAUCUAUUGAUUUUCAGUCAUAAUUGUACCUUGUGAUUUGAACAGCAUUUUGUUUUUCCUAAAUAAACUGUCUGCUUUAAGAUUCUG